Aspergillus pseudonomiae is the source of this 885-nucleotide messenger RNA. RefSeq lists its product as uncharacterized. The coding region runs from base 165 to 470 and encodes 101 amino acids. NCBI's taxonomy places the organism in Eukaryota, Fungi, Ascomycota, Eurotiomycetes, Eurotiales, Aspergillaceae. The transcript is spliced from 2 exons. The record is from RefSeq and is a predicted model, not a curated record.
AUAUUGUCGGGGUUGCCAUCUUGGGACUAUAAAACAUGAAACAGGUACUAAUUUUGCACAACACAAAUAAUAUUUGAUAUCCAAUCCUCACAUCAUUCCCAACGGUACAGAGUCAACAUGGAUCAUUGCCCGACUGAAUGUAGAUAGUUUUGAUAUAGUAUAACAUGGAACCUGACCAACCGUCGCAGCAAACGCUGCCUUUUAAAACAAUAGCCACUACAACGAGCAACUCCUGGUGGCCAUGCAAUGUGCCAGUUGGCAAGAAAGCACCUGUAGUACACAAGUCUCAGGCGGCAUAUCCGACGGUGAUUAGCACUUGGCAGGUUUAUGUGCGUGCAUCUCCGAGCCUGUCUGUAUUAUAUGGCGGAGACGACGAACUUUUGCGGACAACAUCGCCAGACGAUCAAAUGUCCCCCCCUACCCAAAUAACCAUUCCAUCAAACGGGGGCAACGCCCGACACACAACAUGACAAACAUCUGGCUGAUCCAAGAUUUGACCUCAGUUUUGCGCCCUCGGGCAGAUGUAGGUGUGUGUCUGUGUUGAACAUAGAGGCAUCGUCAUGUGGUCUAGCAGUUUUGGAUGCGCAAAGCAUGCUCAUAGUUCUCGCCACCGGAGGCACGACAAUGGCUUCUCAAUCCGAGUGAGCUUCGCUAAGGCGUCGUCACCAUCUGGAUGACGCGAUGGAAUAAGGGUGGCGGCCUCGUGGCGCCUGUUAAGACAGGACUUUGUUUCGAUUGGGGCGAGAAAGCGGCCCGUUGGGCAGAGUGCUCAUGGUGAGCUCGCCAGGCUCUGUCAUCAGAGCGAUGCCCUUCGCACACUGGACGAUGCCUCAAAAUGGUGGUGGCAAUUAGGCCACGCAGCUAAGAGCUGCUAGCAUUACGAAG